CGUCGUGGUUACAGGAAUGUGGUAGAAUACUGCAUCCCAGGCUUAGUUUACCAGGGUUUUCGCCGGGUAGGUGCCUUGAACUGCUUUUUCUGCGAGAGGGAUAAUGUCCCCGACAAGGGCAUGGCUGAGCUCAAUUGCUUUCGCGUCUCGAAUGGGACUACACCAGGGGAUGCAAAUUAGAGAACCUCAGCCAUCAAUAUUCGCGAUGUGUGGGCGGGUACCCAGGAGGAAGCCAUACUGUCCGAUGUCACACUCGAGAUCCAACCGGCCAGCGCGGUCAUCAUACAAGGAAGUACUGGGCUCGGCGAAGUCUUCGUUGUUAAAAGCCAUCCUUGGCGAGCUCUGCUUGGUGUCGGGGAGCACCCAUAUCCGUUUCCAUCUACGCAUGGGCUAUUGUGCCCCGAAGCAUUAGCUUCUCAACGAGUUCAUCCACAAUAAUAUCCUCGGUGGUCAGGCAAUGGAACCAGAGUAGUAUGGUCAGGUGCUGGAGACCGCACUUCUGCUUCCCGAUCUCGAUGCCCUGUCGGCG
Molecule: messenger RNA, 529 nt
Organism: Aspergillus sclerotioniger CBS 115572
Lineage: Eukaryota; Fungi; Ascomycota; Eurotiomycetes; Eurotiales; Aspergillaceae
Exons: 2
Coding region: 104-412 (102 amino acids)
Source: RefSeq, a predicted model, not a curated record